AUGGAAGAAAUUGGCAUUAUUUUACCUGAAAAGGACGAUCAAGUCCCUGAUACCAAAGGACUUGCAUUUGCGGGCCCACAAACCUUUGAUGAAUUGGAGUCAGAAGAUUUAUAUACAAAAUAUAAGAAAUUACAACGGAUGCUAGAGUUUCUAGAAGUACAAGAAGAAUAUAUAAAGGAUGAACAAAGAAAUUUGAAGAAAGAGUAUCUUCAUGCUCAGGAAGAAGUUAAAAGAAUUCAAUCAGUUCCACUGGUCAUUGGGCAGUUCUUAGAAGCCGUUGAUCAGAAUACAGGAAUAGUUGGCAGUACCACAGGCUCCAAUUAUUAUGUGCGCAUUUUGUCAACAAUAGACAGAGAGCUGCUGAAGCCAUCGGCUUCUGUUGCUUUGCACAAGCACUCAAAUGCAUUGGUUGAUGUGUUGCCUCCUGAGGCAGAUAGUUCCAUCUCCAUGUUACAAGCAGAUGAGAAACCUGACGUUCAGUACUCUGACAUAGGAGGUAUGGAUACACAAAAGCAGGAAAUUCGUGAAGCAGUGGAAUUGCCACUGACUCAUGUGGAAUUAUACCGACAAAUUGGUAUUGAGCCUCCAAGAGGAGUGCUUAUGUAUGGGCCUCCGGGUUGCGGUAAGACCAUGUUGGCAAAAGCUGUGGCUCAUCAUACUACUGCGGCGUUCAUACGCGUUGUGGGAUCCGAGUUCGUGCAGAAGUACCUGGGUGAAGGGCCUCGUAUGGUGCGCGAUGUGUUCCGUCUCGCCAAAGAAAACAGCCCUGCGAUCAUAUUCAUUGACGAAAUAGACGCCAUUGCCACUAAGAGAUUUGACGCACAGACCGGUGCAGAUAGAGAGGUCCAGAGAAUCCUCUUGGAGUUGCUCAAUCAAAUGGAUGGAUUCGACCAAACUACCAAUGUUAAAGUAAUUAUGGCUACCAACCGUGCUGAUACUUUGGAUCCCGCUUUACUCAGGCCUGGUCGCCUUGAUAGGAAAAUCGAAUUCCCUCUUCCUGAUAGGCGUCAGAAGCGCCUGAUUUUCUCGACAAUAACAGCGAAGAUGAACCUUUCUGAGGAGGUGGACCUAGAGGAGUUCGUGGCGCGGCCGGAGCGCGUGUCCGGCGCCGACAUCAACGCCAUCUGCCAGGAGGCCGGCAUGCACGCGGUCAGGGAGAACAGGUACAUCGUGCUACCGAAAGACUUCGAAAAGGGUUACAAAAACAAUAUCAAAAAGGAUGAGUGCGAAUACGAGUUCUAUAAA
Molecule: messenger RNA, 1245 nt
Organism: Brenthis ino (lesser marbled fritillary)
Lineage: Eukaryota; Metazoa; Arthropoda; Insecta; Lepidoptera; Nymphalidae
Source: the annotation of a GenBank genome assembly